AAUAGGUACCUAUAACUUAUAUUUGAACUGCUAUAUGAGGUUAUAAACAACACAUUCUAUACACGAUGCAGCCCCAAUCGAGGCUAAUUAGGUGGAUGGAGAUAUUCAUGCGGAGUAAACAGUGCACUAUCCUCGGGAGAAGAGAGCUCCUCGUAUUAUCAACACCUUUCUUUCUAUCCAUCAAUCCUUUCUUUCCCCUUUCGAUUCAUCUCUCCGCUGCAUCUUCAUUUGCCCACGUAACCUGCCGUUUCUGGCACUCGUCAGCUUCCCAACGUCGUUUGCAACAUUGUCCCACACCAUCUGUCGCCCCCUCCACACCCCCCCAACCCAAUUCUUCCUAAGCGCGGACCUUGCGGGUCCCCCGGAUCGUGCUUGCAACCUGUUGUCAAUUUUAGUCCUGGCAUUCCUCACAUAGGGCGCCACCCCACCCCUCAUGGCCCCGAGAGAGGAUAUGCUGCCCCC
Molecule: messenger RNA, 462 nt
Organism: Aspergillus campestris IBT 28561
Lineage: Eukaryota; Fungi; Ascomycota; Eurotiomycetes; Eurotiales; Aspergillaceae
Exons: 3
Coding region: 66-341 (91 amino acids)
Source: RefSeq, a predicted model, not a curated record